Molecule: messenger RNA, 1208 nt
Organism: Orycteropus afer afer
Lineage: Eukaryota; Metazoa; Chordata; Mammalia; Tubulidentata; Orycteropodidae
Gene: PTGER2
Product: prostaglandin E receptor 2
Biological process (GO): inflammatory response; positive regulation of cytosolic calcium ion concentration; cellular response to prostaglandin E stimulus
Cellular component (GO): plasma membrane
Molecular function (GO): prostaglandin E receptor activity
Source: RefSeq, a predicted model, not a curated record
UCCCAGGUUUAGGCCGGGAGAGGAGGGCGCAUCUCUCGGGACCUCACCAUGGGCAAUGCGUCCAAUGACUCUCGGGCCGAGGACUGCGAUUCUCGACAAUGGCUCCCCUCGGGCGAAAGCCCAGCCAUCAGCUCCGUGAUGUUCUCGGCCGGGGUGUUGGGGAACCUUAUCGCGCUAGGGCUGCUGGCGCGCCGCUGGCGGGGGGACGCGGGGCGCCGCGCCCGCGGUAGGACUACCAUCUCUUUGUUCCACGUGCUGGUGACCGAGCUGGUGUUCACCGACCUGCUUGGGACCUGCCUCAUAAGCCCCGUGGUGCUGGCGUCGUAUGCGCAGAACCAGACCCUGGUGGCGCUGGCGCCCGAGAGCCGCGCGUGCACCUACUUCGCCUUCACCAUGACCUUCUUCAGCCUGGCCACGAUGCUCAUGCUCUUCGCCAUGGCCCUGGAGCGCUACCUGUCCAUCGGGCAUCCCUACUUCUACCAGCGCCGCGUCACGCGCCGCGGGGGCCUGGCCGUGCUGCCUGCCAUCUACGCCAUCUCGCUGCUUUUCUGCUCCCUGCCGCUUCUCAACUAUGGGCAGUACGUCCAGUACUGUCCCGGGACGUGGUGCUUCAUCCGGCACGGGGGGACUGCAUACCUGCAGCUCUAUGCCACCCUGCUCCUGCUCCUCAUCGUCGCCGUGCUCGCCUGCAACUUCAGUGUCAUCCACAAUCUUGUCCUCAUGUACCGCCGGGGCAGGAGAAGCCGCUGCGGACCCGUCUUGGGGAGCUGCAGCAGCGGGCCCGGCACCCGAAGGAGAGGGGAAAGGGUGUCCGUGGCUGAGGAGACGGACCACCUCAUCCUCCUGGCCAUUAUGACCAUCACCUUCGCUGUCUGCUCCUUGCCCUUCGCAAUUUUUGCAUACAUGAAUGAAACCUCUUCCCGAAAGGAAAAAUGGGACCUCCAAGCCCUUAGAUUUUUAUCAAUUAAUCCAAUAAUUGACCCUUGGGUCUUUGUCAUCCUUAGGCCUCCUGUUCUGAGACUAAUGCGUUCAGUUCUCUGUUGUCGGGUUUCAUUAAAAACACAAGAAACGGCACAAACUUCCUGUUCUACACAGUCAAAUUCCAGUAAACAGGCUGACCUUUGUGGACAGUAAUUAAGAAGUGCUUAGAUACCAGCAUCUGGAAGAUCAUUUUAAAAUGAUUCCUUGGAGAAAUGAAAAAAAUAGUG